Cuscuta epithymum is the source of this 1061-nucleotide messenger RNA. Lineage: Eukaryota; Viridiplantae; Streptophyta; Magnoliopsida; Solanales; Convolvulaceae. The record is from the annotation of a GenBank genome assembly.
UCAAUUCCCAAAUUAAGUGGCCUUUUAUUCGCUCAAGUUGAUGUACCGCAGUUCCACUUAAGCCAAACCAAACCAGCGACUAGCAAGACAGCAAGUGGGGGAGCCCUUUGUUGUCUUCUACGCAACCGGCCAGCAGAACCGUGCGCAACGCCCCAGCAACUCAAACUGUCAAAGCCGAAGUGCUAAACAACGGAAAGCCGUAAGCGGCUCAAAUUCUUAGUCGGCGAUUCUUCAUCUUGUUGCAGCCCAGCAGAAUCAACCAAUGCAGCCACUUCAGCCAGAACUUCAUAAAUUUCAGCAGAAUCAACCAUCAGCCGAUUUUCAUGUUACCAAACGGGCUCUUAUUUUACUCAUUUACACGGAGUAUGUAAUUAUUUGGAAGAAAAAUGGUGGCGUAGACAUAUUUAAAACUACCUUUGCACUGGAGAGGCACAGCGCUGCUAUUGCAAGCUUUAGGAAGGGAAAUGGCAAGGGCUGCUGGAUUGGAAGAAGGAACGCGGAAAGGAACGGAUCCUGUGACUAUAAGGCAAAGGCAAUCGGUGGCGUUACUGGUGAGAUACUUGAGGGACUGGCAACACGCUGCUUUUGACGCCGGAGAUGGUGAGCCGCCGCCGGUACUUGAAAUUAGGGAGCUUAAGCAAGGGAUGAAGCUCUGGAGCAUUGACGAGCUGCACGGCGUUCUUAUUUGGGCGUCAAUUGGCAGCGCAAAGAGAAGAAGAACGCCAAUGAUAAUAACCGAUUCUGCUGGAGUCAUAAAGCAUUUCAAAGUAUUAUAAGAUGAUAUUAUCCUCCCCAUUUUUGUUUUGUUUUCGAUCAAAUUAAUGGCGCAAUUCUGCAGGAACUCAAUAAAUAAUAGUGCAUAUAUGUAGUUUUUGAAUGGCGGAGGUCGGUCUAUAGUUAGAUUUAGAGGCUCAGCUACCUUACCAAAACCAGAACACCUCGUGUAAUUAAGGCAGUUAGUGUAGGUGAUCGACCUUCGUUUGGGUCUCAAUUCUUCAUUCUCCUGUAUGUGUAUAUGAACGUGUACAACUUUGCGUAAUGGUUGAGUGUCUUAGAGCCGG